UUUGCACAGAAUCCAUGAGGAAACAGCGGAAAUUUUUUUUUAUCAGCUGCAUUAUAAAUAUGAGAGAUGAAAAAUUGAAUCCUGUAGUCUUUGAAGUAUUUCAGUGGCGAGAAGAAUUUUUUUUUUAUCAUCAUGGAUAGUAUUCUAUCGAAAAAUCCAAAAUUCAAAAUUGAAAAUGGAGUUCUUAAAGGAGAGGAAAUAGCGGUGGAUGUUGGUGACGCUGAUGUUGGAAGGGAAAUGUUUCAAACUCUGAUGAAUAAUCCGAAUUUCGUUGGUCAGGUAGAUGCAGUCACAGGUGAAGAGUGCACUUUCAAAAGAAUGGCAGACGAAAGUGUUAGAUGCUCGUUAUGGAUGAGAAAAGAAGGAAUGAAACUCGGAGAUGCUGUUGUUGUUUUUACUCAUAAUCACUUGGCAACAUAUAUUCCCUGCCUUGCAACAUUAUUCAACAGAGGAAUCAUUUGUCCUUCAUUUUCAGGACACUCUGUUGAAAAUUUAGAAUACAUUACCGAACUGAUAAAACCAAAAUUUAUCUUCGCCGACGAGAGAGAAGCAAUAUUAAUUGAUAAAAUGUUGAAGAAAAAGGAAAAUAAUGAUAUAAAAAUUAUAACGUUUGAAAAAAUUGAGGGAUUUAUUUCAAUUUUUGAUGUACUCGAUGGACAUAAUUCAGAGGAGAUUGACAAUUUUUCUUGCACAAAACCAAAUAGUCCGGAGGAUAAUUGUAUAUUAAUUUUCACGUCUGGCGCGUCUGGUGAACCAAAACCAACGCUACAUUUAUAUGGUUCAGUGAUGCAUACAAUUUUAAUGUGUCGAUUAAUUAAAAAUCGUGAAUGUCAAGUGGCAUUAAAUAGUUCGCCACUCGGUUGGGUAACGGGAAUUGUUAAUACAAUUCUUGAUAUUGUGAUGUUUAUAAAGAAGAUAAUUAUUCAUGAAAAAGGACACGAGCCAGAGGAAAUUCUUCGUUUCAUCGAAAAAUACAAGGUGUCAAAUUUGAUUCUGGCAUUCGAUAUGAUUUACAAAUGUCACAUGGUGAAAAAUUGGAGAGAUUACGAUUUAACGUCUAUUAAACGAAUGUCAAUUGGUGGUGCAAAAUUGAAUCCAAAUGUAUUUGAAUUUUUUCAAGAAAUUUUUCCAAACGGCCAACUACAAAUUGCGUAUGGUUCAACGGAAUUAUUAUUGAUAGGUUUUAAAACUGUGAUAAAUAGGGAAAAUUUUGAUUCCUGUGGUUUUAUUAUUCCCGGAGUUCAAGUGAAAGUAAUUAAUCCUCAAAAUGGAGAAACUUUACGAGCAAAUGAAAUUGGAGAACUUUGUUUUAAAACGCCAUUUAUGUUUAGAGAAUAUUAUAAAAAUCCAGAGGCAACGAAAUCGUCAAUUGACGAGAACGGUUGGUUUCAUUCGAAAGAUUGUGGUUAUUACGAUGAGAAAGGUUACGGCUAUAUUGCAAGUAGAAAAUCAAAUUUAUCCCUCGACGAUGAGAAAAAUCAAAUUCAUUGGGAAAUUGAAAGAAUUUUAUUGUUGAAUUCAAGUGUCGUUGAAGUUGCCACAAUUUCUGAUACGAAAAAUUCGAAAAUAAGAAUUUUCGCAUUUGUCACCAUUAUUCCAAAUGCAAAGGUGACGGAAGAGGAAUUGGUGGAUAUUCUAAAAUUUCUCAGCUUAAAGGAAUGUCAGGUAACUGUUAAAAUUUUAGAAAACAUGCCACUUACCUAUAGUGGAAAAAUAAAAAUCAACGUUUUGAAAACAAUGACUGAAAGCAUGUAAAAUUCUAUAAAAUUCAAGGGAAAAAAAGAGAAAAAUAAUAUUUAAAAAAAAAAAUAAAAAAAAUUGAAUAAUAAAAAAAUAAUGAAAAU
Leptopilina heterotoma is the source of this 1844-nucleotide messenger RNA. Its product is annotated as luciferin 4-monooxygenase-like. Gene Ontology annotation, molecular function: long-chain fatty acid-CoA ligase activity. NCBI's taxonomy places the organism in Eukaryota, Metazoa, Arthropoda, Insecta, Hymenoptera, Figitidae. Bases 133 to 1755 code for a protein of 540 amino acids. Gene Ontology annotation, biological process: long-chain fatty acid metabolic process; fatty-acyl-CoA biosynthetic process. The transcript is spliced from 8 exons. The record is from RefSeq and is a predicted model, not a curated record.